AUGCGCUGCAUUCGCAUUUUCUAUCGCACCUGUGAAAUUAAUAUUACAGUACUCUCAGUCAUAAUUCCAAAAUCUGCCUUAUACACUUUCGGCAAUCUGGCCAACCUCAUGCUUUUGGAUAAUUUUACAGUAAAUAAUGUGGAGGUUGAUCAAAAGUUUGCAGUCAACAUUCGUCCUGGAAAACGUGAAAAAAGAACCUUUAUUUACGGUAAGUAUUUAAAAUUUGUGUAG
Dicrocoelium dendriticum is the source of this 231-nucleotide messenger RNA. The record is from the annotation of a GenBank genome assembly. NCBI's taxonomy places the organism in Eukaryota, Metazoa, Platyhelminthes, Trematoda, Plagiorchiida, Dicrocoeliidae.